AUGAGCAUGGCAGAGACAACACCAAAAGCUAAUCAAACGACCAGCAGCCACCCUUCCUUUCCUCAGAGAUUAUACAACGUGCUGCAAUUCUGUGAAGAUAACGAUCAGGAACACAUCUUAUCAUGGAUGAAUGAUGCGACAGCCUUCAAAGUACACGAUGUAGAACAAUUUGAACGUGAACUGCUUCCCAACAACUUCAAUACGCAGAAAUAUGCUAGCUUUACGCGAGCAUUGUGUUCCUAUGGAUUUGGUUGUGUCAGCAGAGGAAGCCAUGCCGGGAUUUACUCGCACCCUCAGUUUAUUCGGAACGAACCGGAGGCUGUGUCUCUGAUAAAGAGACAGAAGAAAGCGAAAACAGCGAAUAAUCGUGGAUCAACAAAUCGAAGGCACGGUUCAUCAUUGCGGCAUGGAGAGCAAUCGAUUUUGCUUCCAUCCCUUCCAGACAAUAACCGAUCUCGCCUGAAUGAAGAUGAGAAUGAAUCAGUUUUUCGUCAGCUGUACCAAACGAUUCGGUCUCAAAUGACCGAUGGAGCAACAUAUGUGCUUAUCCGUCUUCCACCAGGGUCACAGCUCAUCAGCUCAGACGAAAGUGACAAUGACAGUUCGGAUGGGCCAAUCACGCCAUCUCCGUCAGCUGUACCUUCUAUUUCCUACAACAUGUCUUCAGACAACAAUAGGGAAACCUUAGACCAGCAAAACCAACAGGAGCAUACCGAUCAGAAUUUGGAUUCAAUCUUCGAUGAUUAUGAUGAUGAUUUCGAGCCUGUACCCUUGCCAGCGCACGUUUCAUCACAGAGCACACUUGAUCAUUUCGAAGAUGAGGCAUCCCAAAGUUCAAUGGAGCCAAGAAGCAUUCAAGAGAUGAAAAGGAAUCCAGACGAUUUCAAUGCAUUUUACAACAUGUUACCAUUGUUUCCACAGCCGAGGUACCAAGCCCUGUACGACUUUUCAUCUCCAGUUGUUUUACCUUGUCUUUUCUACUGGAUGGAUAUUUCAUCAUUUGGAAUGUGCUGGGCAAUGUUCCUCAUUGUUGGGCAUACCAUUCAAGCCUUAUUUACUGCCUUUGGACCAAACACGCAAGACUUGGUUUUGAGUCCGAAGAUCAGCAUGCUGAAGCAUGUUUUCAUGGACAUUAUGUGGACGCAUUCUCUCCUUUCGACAAUGGUAUUAGUUCCAGAAUACUUUGGGUCAUCGAGUGUAAUGCUGGCCAUUACCUUUAUCAGCAUCCUACCACCCUUUCUUGCCACUAGUCUAAAGACGCACUAUCACAACCAAAAGGACGUGCCUUUUGUUCACGGAGAAUGGUGGAUUGCAGAUAUCCUAAGAUGGAUCUUCGCUGGGUACUUCAUUGCUAUGAUGUGCAUUUGCUUGGGACAUUAUUCCCAAAUUGCGUUUUUAAAGGUGAUUGGAACCUUCGCACUGAACUUGACUCCAUUAUUCGCAUGCGAAUCGUACAGACUGCUGCUUUCAAUUCCUGCAAGAUUGGAAGCUGAGAAUGGCGAUAAGAAAUACAAAUAG
This is a messenger RNA of Cylindrotheca closterium, 1518 nucleotides long. The record is from the annotation of a GenBank genome assembly. Lineage: Eukaryota; Bacillariophyta; Bacillariophyceae; Bacillariales; Bacillariaceae.